GUUAGCUCCCGCAGGCUAACUUUGUCUCCCAGUUGUUGUGCGGAUCUCCCGAAGUUUCGGGACUCGGUUCGGUAAUUUUGGGUCUUUCUUUUCUACAUCGAUGUGAAUUUUACCGAGGAGACGGAGAAAUGAACGGGAGCACCAAUCCGCUGCUGGACAAAGAGGAGCAUGUGCUGAAGCUCGGAGAAAGCUUCGAGAAGAGGCCAAAAUCUUCCUUUCACACCAUCAGAUAUGACUUCAAACCAGCAUCUAUCGACACGAGCUGCGAGGGAGAGCUACAAGUUGGGAAAGGAGACGAAGUUACCAUCACGUUACCUCACAUUCCAGGCUCCACGCCGCCCAUGACAGUGUUCAAAGGAAACAAGCGGCCGUACCAGAAGGACUGCGUGCUCAUCAUCAACCACGACACCGGCGAGUUCGUGCUGGAGAAGCUGAGCAGCAGCAUCCAGGUCAAGAAAACCAGGGCGGAGGGCAGCAGUAAGAUCCAGGCGCGCAUCGAGCAGCAGUCGGUUCGCUCCAGUCAGCCCAGCUCUCAGUUCCGGGCCCCCACCAAGCCGGGGGCCGGGGUCAAGACCUCCCCGUCCCCCUCUAAAGAUAAUCCCUCCCCGGAGCCUCAGCUCGACGACAUCAAGAGAGGUAAAGACGUCCUGCUACGACCGUCACUCAAC
Molecule: messenger RNA, 668 nt
Organism: Plectropomus leopardus (leopard coralgrouper)
Lineage: Eukaryota; Metazoa; Chordata; Actinopteri; Perciformes; Serranidae
Source: RefSeq, a predicted model, not a curated record